AUGAAGAAAGUCAUAUCGGCACCCGAUGCAGUACCCCCAUUGCCCGCCUUCUCUCAGGCCGUAGUCUCUGAAGGAAAGGUCUAUGCUUCAGGGAGCGUGGGAUGUGACAAAGAGUUUGUCUUGGUGCCAGGCGGAAUCAAGCCUCAGACGCGGGCAGCCCUUGAGAAUCUUGAAAAGGUAUUGAAAGCCGCGGGCUCGGGGUUAGAACAUAUCGUGAAAGCGAAUUGCUAUCUGAGCAACAUGCAGAGGGACUAUGUUGCGAUGAACGAAGCCUACCUGGAGUUCUUCAAGGGCGACCCUCCGGCUCGAACUUGCGUGGGAGUUGUGGUUCUUCCAUUGGGCGCCGACAUAGAAAUCGAGUGCAUAGCCGAGGUUCCUUGA
Gloeophyllum trabeum ATCC 11539 is the source of this 381-nucleotide messenger RNA. RefSeq names its product YjgF-like protein. Gene Ontology annotation, molecular function: deaminase activity. Gene Ontology annotation, cellular component: cytosol; mitochondrion. The record is from RefSeq and is a predicted model, not a curated record. Bases 1 to 381 code for a protein of 126 amino acids. The transcript is spliced from 4 exons. Lineage: Eukaryota; Fungi; Basidiomycota; Agaricomycetes; Gloeophyllales; Gloeophyllaceae.